Alosa sapidissima (American shad) is the source of this 3081-nucleotide messenger RNA. RefSeq lists its product as uncharacterized. The coding region runs from base 679 to 1836 and encodes 385 amino acids. The transcript has 2 exons. NCBI's taxonomy places the organism in Eukaryota, Metazoa, Chordata, Actinopteri, Clupeiformes, Clupeidae. The record is from RefSeq and is a predicted model, not a curated record.
CAGAUUGGCUAACUGCGAGAUGGAACAGGAAAGUCAUUGAAGUAGAAGAACAGAGCAGCCAGUUCCCCUCUUUUAGCCAGUUUGUGAAAUUUCUGACAAGAGAAGCGAAAAUUGCCUGUAAUCCGGUUACAUCAUUGCAAUCACUAAAGCAAAGUGAAACUGACAAGCCAAAAUACCAAAGACAUCAAAAUGUUAAAGCAAAGACACUGACUACAACUUCUAAUGAAGAGACUAUCAAGACAUGCAUUUUCUGUAAGAAGACUGGGCGUGCUUUACACAAAUGCAGGAAGUUUGUGGAGAAUUCAGUCACUGAUAGAGUGAAAUUUGUUCAAGCUGAAAGGCUAUGCUCUGGUUGCCUCAAAUCUGGUCACCUCUCAAAGAGCUGCAACAAUAGGAGUGUUUGUGAUGCAUGCCACAAGCAACAUCCUACUUGUCUGCAUGAGGAGAGACACAAAGAAGAACAACGACUACCACGUACCAAACAAAAUCCAAGUCAAGAGAAAUCAAGUACAACUCAAGAAAAGAACAAAGAAAGGCCUCAAGCAACACAACAUAAAGAAAAAGUCACAGUUGCUACUUCAAAUCGAGUAAUCCUGGAUGAAGCAAAUACACAGACCUCUGCAAUAAUUCCUGUCUGGCUUUCAUCUGCAACUCAACCAGUGCAAGAAGUCCUUGUACAUGCUCUCUUGGUUUUCUCAAAGCGACACAACUUUUGUUCUAAGUGAAGUAGCCGAAGCUUUGGAGGCCAACAAAGAGCAAGUCAAGUUAAAACUCUCUACUAUGACGUCAAGAACUACCGUAGUAAGUUCUCAAAGAGUGAACAACUUACAAGUCCGUGGCUUUUACUCUGGUAAGAAGAUCUCUUUACCACCAACCUACACGCGUGAAUUUAUUCCCUCUAACAGAACUCACAUACCAACUGAUGAAACUGCAAAGGCUUGGUCCCAUCUAGAGCACCUCCAAGAAGAUGUAGCACCUUUGCAAGACUGUGAAGUAGGUCUGCUCAUUGGUUACAACGGCUCACAAGCCCUUCUGCCACGAGAAGUUGUGUCCGGCAAAGAAAAUCAGCCUUACGCACAGCGCACGGAUCUUGGAUGGAGUAUUGUCGGCCAUGGGAAUCCCUGUGUAGAUUAUGGAGAUGCCUUCGGAAUCAGCCAUCGCAUAGUAGUGAGACAGGUGACACCAGGUGUUGAGCCCUCUGUCUAUCUCAAAACAGAAGUGCACUAUGUGAACAGAUCCAAAGUUAAAGAAAUUACCCCUUUAGACAUCAUAAAGGUCCUCGAAUCAGACUUCUCAGAAAGAGCUGGAGAAGAGGAUCCUGUGUCUCAGGAUGACCUCAAGUUCCUGUCAAAGAUGAGAGAAGGCAUAACACAAAAGGAAAAUGGUCAUUAUGAAAUGCCAUUACCGUUCAAAGAGGAAAGACCAAAACUACCAAACAAUAAGAUAUGUGCAAUACAUCGCCUAAAUUGUCUUGAAAGGAGGCUUAAAAAGAAUGAAACAUACUACAAAGACUAUGUCAACUUUAUGGAUGACCUCAUUUCACGUGGUGAUGCAGAGAAGGUCCCUGAGGAAGAAAUUGAAAUUGAUAUUCCACACCAUGGAGUUUAUCAUCCACAAAAACCCGGGAAAAUACGUGUAGUGUUUGACUGUUCUGCCAAGUUCCAAGAAACAUCUCUCAAUGACCAUCUGCUCACUGGAACUGACCUGACAAAUACACUGGUGGGUGUCCUGUGCAGAUUCAGAAAAGGCUCCAUAGCAGUGAUGUGUGACAUCGAAAGGAUGUUUCAUCAGUUUCAUGUGAAAAGAGAAGACCAAGAUUACUUACGAUUCCCAUAGAAGUAGGCUACACUCAAAAACCAGCCCUGAAAGUAUAUACAAAACAAAUGAUCAUAAUACCAGUAUUUAAAUACACAGACUAUGUAUAAAAAUACACAAUAUUUAUAAAAACACAGAGUAAAUAGACAUGGAAAAUCAAGUACAUAGUAACAUUUCAAAUUUAAACUGUAAGGAGUCAUUGAAGACAAGUGCAAAAUGUUCAUAAGAUAUCAGACUACGCACAUAGACCUACAAAAAGCACGACAAAUUUAGUUCCUCAUUUAAACCAUGAGGUUCAAGUAUUAAGGGUAAAUAUCCAGAAUGCCUCCCUACAUAAGAGUUUUUUGAUCAUGUCUCCGCCUCUAGAGGGUGUACUGAUUUUUUCUAUCCCCCAAAAUUUUAAUGAAGCUGGAGAUCCAUGAUUUGCCUGCAUAUAAUGUCUUGCCAUGGCAUAAGUGGUGUUUUUAGUGCGAAUUGCUGUUUUGUGCUCUGAUAUUCUAAUUUUUAGUUGAUGUUUUGUCUGUCCAAUGUAUACCAGACCACAUGGACAUUUUAAUAAGUAAAUUACAUGUGUACUAUUACAAUUGAUAAAAGAACUAAUAGGAUAAGAUUUACCCGUCCUGGGAUGCGAAAAAUCUUUAGUGUUGGUAGAGUUAGAACACUGGGCACAAUUACCGCAUUUGUAGAAUCCCAGCAGUGGAUUAGAAAGCCAGGUCGUGGGAGGCGAAAAUUUCAUGUCAGAAUGGACCAAGCGGUCUCGAAUAUUGCGGGCACGUUUGAAGGCGAAUCUAGGUGGCUCCGCACAGAUGUCUUUUAAGGCAGGGUCACUCUGGAGGAUAUGCCAAUGAUUUUUUACUAUGUGUUUUAUUCUCCCCGUCAUUGGCGAAUAGCGGGUAGAGAAGCAGAUUUUAGGAUUUUAUUUAUUCUUAAUUCUCUUAUUUAGCAGGGAGGAUCGGUCUUCUAUGGUAGCCGUAAGGUUGGGGUACCGCCCUCUAUACACCUGUCAGGUGAUCCUGAUCACCUUAAUAAGGUACCACCACCUAUGCCUUCCAUACUUGACUCUGAUGAAGACGUGACACACGUCGAAACGUUAGUCCUUAUGUUGAGACCUUAAAUAAUAAAUAAAAUAAAAAAAUACUUAAAUUCCACAUCUUUGUCGCUCCGGUGAACUCUCUCUCUUCUACUGGAUUCGGUCCUCUCCCGUUGAUGCGCUAGAUGUGACCCGCAGUAGCGCGGAGGUACAUUUGUUUUCUACGUAAAUCCACA